Notothenia coriiceps (black rockcod) is the source of this 330-nucleotide messenger RNA. RefSeq names its product shootin-1-like. The annotation marks the transcript as partial. The transcript is spliced from 4 exons. Gene Ontology annotation, biological process: neuron projection morphogenesis; positive regulation of neuron migration. NCBI's taxonomy places the organism in Eukaryota, Metazoa, Chordata, Actinopteri, Perciformes, Nototheniidae. Gene Ontology annotation, cellular component: axonal growth cone; cytoplasm; cell leading edge. The record is from RefSeq and is a predicted model, not a curated record.
UGCGGCUCAAACGGAGAGCUGUUUUUGUUAUGCAAAAAUGUGCUCCUGGAUUUAGUUUGUAAAGUAGGUAAAAACUUUGCAUACGGCAGGAUGUGGAUGCAAAGUGAGGACAUUGCAGAGUCAGAGUCUGACGGAGAGGGUGGUUUAUCUUCUGAAGAUGAGGGAGACAUUCAGUGCGAGAUCCUGGAAAUCCAGAGGGAUGAAGCUAACCAGAGACUGUCUGAACUGGAGGAAGCGUCGAAUCAGCUCUUGAAAGAGAUAAACGUUCUGGAGAUGCAGUUCCAGAUGGAGCGCUCCUGCAGGGAGAGUGCUGAGGCGCUGGCUGUCAAA